CACUAUCUGUCAAUUGGAUACCCGUUUACGGUUUAUGCGGAAAUAAAUAGAUCCAGGACAAUUUACUCUUUGAUAGCUUAACUAUGGACAGUCCAGACAGCGAAAGUAAUUACGAGCUGCUCUUGGAGUUGGUCAAUUCUCCAGAUUUUGAUUUGUAUCAGUGUCUAAGCUACCUUCAAAAGUACGCCGACAACAUUGGAAUACAUUACUUUUUAUGCCAGAGAGCAUCUAGAUAUCCCAUCGGCGAGCUCAGGUUUUUCAUCCCUCAAUUUCUUCAACUGCUGAUCACGGUGGAGACGGAAUCGGUGGCUCUCGAAGAGAUGUUGCGAACUUUAUGUUCAAGAGAUGUGCACUGCAGCUUGAUCACAUUUUGGCACUUACAGGCUUUGCUCCAGGACCUCAGCAAACAACCUGAAAGCGUUGGUUUCCAAACUUGCAAAAGAAUGCUCAAUGAUCUACAAUAUCAAUUAUUUAACUUCUCCAACAAUCAGCAUACGAUUACCUCCUCUACUACUUCGUCAUCUGGCGUUGUCACCAAGCACGAACUUCAUAAAUCUUUCAAGGAAAAUGUUGCACCCUCCAUAAUUUUAGCGACUUCCUUGAUAUCAGGAGCAAGUGUUCCUAGAAGCACCAAAUAUGUGGCGCCGAUAGUAAGAAUACAGGGAAAGCGACUCAAGUCAUUUGUAUUUGAAGUGGUUAAGGACAUCAAGAAAAGCUUGAACGAAAACCUGACAAAGAAGAACACAAUUAAUAAUGCGCUCUUGGGAAGAUCAAGAGAAGAGGUGGAAGGUUUAAGAAAUGGGAAACCUGUGAGUCGCGGGAAACGAAGCAUCUCGUCAUCGUCUGUGCAUUCUAAUGACUCUCAUAGAGAUCAGCUUAACUUUGACAUGAUAGACUCGUACGCCGAUAUUAACAUGCCAAGUCUCAGCAGACCGUCUUUGAAAGCAAAGAAAACAUCUUUGUCCUUGCUCAAAGCGCAAAGCGAUCAUUUUGACUACUCCAAUACCCACCACAGCGAAAGGUUACAUGAUAAUGCGGUUUCUUCGAUGCCCAAUCUUCAUAUGUUCAACAACGAUAACUCAAACACUGAAAUCCCGUACUCUUCAGACGGAUCAUAUGCUUCUUCGAUAAGGAACUCAUUUGAUUUUAGAGAUAGCAGCGAGAUUGAGAGUUUGUAUGGUGACGAGCCGGCCUCCCCUAAUUUGCCUCAAUCUUCCAAACUGUCUUAUAAAGUUCCCCUAUCAGAAUUACAACAGGUCAAACUUCUCAAAUCAAACUAUUUUAAAAACGAAACCCAAUUCGUAAUAGCGUUACAGAAUAUCUC
Messenger RNA from Ogataea polymorpha, 1324 nucleotides. RefSeq lists its product as uncharacterized. The transcript has a single exon. NCBI's taxonomy places the organism in Eukaryota, Fungi, Ascomycota, Pichiomycetes, Pichiales, Pichiaceae. The record is from RefSeq and is a predicted model, not a curated record. Gene Ontology annotation, molecular function: phosphotransferase activity, alcohol group as acceptor. The annotation marks the transcript as partial.